This is a messenger RNA of Fundulus heteroclitus (mummichog), 3298 nucleotides long. It is a transcript of the gene mtmr7a, whose product is annotated as myotubularin related protein 7a. The record is from RefSeq and is a predicted model, not a curated record. The transcript is spliced from 14 exons. NCBI's taxonomy places the organism in Eukaryota, Metazoa, Chordata, Actinopteri, Cyprinodontiformes, Fundulidae. Gene Ontology annotation, biological process: dephosphorylation. Bases 301 to 2271 code for a protein of 656 amino acids. Gene Ontology annotation, molecular function: phosphatase activity.
UACUCCGUUGGUUCCGGUCCAUACUCAGAUGUUGUUUCACACAUUUUUGUUAAGAUGACAGAGUUAGAGCUAUAGCUAGAAAUGUUACUCAUGAAAACGGCACAGAUUUCUUUUAAAUAGCAGUCUCUUAAAUGACGGGCUUUAGGACCCACCCGCUGAAGGCAGCUCGGACAACAGGAAUAUUAUGGCUGGUUUUACCUGAGAGCGUCGUGGAGCGCCUUUAACAAUAAUAACCCAUGGUGAGACAGAACCGGGGUCAGUGAUCGGACCGGACCCGCUCAGCAGGGAGCUCGGCCGCUGAUGGAGCACAUCCGGCUACCGAAGGUAGAGAAUGUCCGGCUGCUGGACAGACUGUCCCCCAGGAGGAGCAGGGUGGGCACCCUCUACCUGACAGCCACCCACAGCAUCUUCGUGGAGAGCGAGGCAGGAGGCCGCAGUGAAACCUGGGUGCUUCACAGCUUGGUGUGCAGCGUGGACAAGCAGGCCGCCGGCGCCUCGGGGUGUCCGCUGCUCAUCCGAUGCAAGAACUUCCAGAUUCUCCAUUUCAGCAUUCCCAGAGAGCAGGACUGCCAAGACGUCCACCUGUCCCUGCAGCGGCUCUCCCAGCCAGAGCGAUACGAGGAGCUGUACUGCUUCUCCUACAAGCCGAACAUCCACGAGGAGGAGAGGCGACGGGAAUGGGCCUUUGUGGACCUCAAGGCCGAUUUCCGCCGCAUGGGACUUCCGAACUCCCAGUGGAAACUCUCCCUGGUCAACCAGCACUACAAGGUGAGCGACACUUACCCCGCCGAGCUGUUUGUACCCGAGUCCGCCGCCCCCCCGGUUCUGGUGGGCAGCUCCAAGUUCAGAAGCAGAGGCAGAUUCCCCGCCCUGUCAUAUUACUCCAAAGAAAACCAUGCUGCCAUCUGCCGCAGCAGCCAGCCUCUGUCCGGCUUCAGCGCUCGCUGCCUGGAGGACGAGCAGAUGCUGGAGGCCAUCCUGAGGUCCAAUCCCCGCAGCGACUUCAUGUACGUGGUGGACACCAGGCCUAAGCUGAAUGCCAUCGCGAACAGAGCUGCGGGAAAAGGCUACGAGAACGAAGAUAACUACUCCAACAUAAAAUUCCAGUUCAUGGGCAUUGAAAACAUCCACGUCAUGAGAAACAGCCAACAGAAAAUGCUGGAAGUAUGUGAGCUUCGUUCCCCCUCCAUGUCCGACUUCCUGGAGGGUUUGGAGAGCUCAGGCUGGCUGAAGCACAUCAAAGCUGUUUUGGAUACCGGCGUGUUCAUCUCCAAGGCUGUUGCCGAAGGCGUCAGUGUCCUGGUUCACUGUUCAGACGGGUGGGACCGUACUGCCCAGGUGUGUUCAGUGGCCUGUGUGCUGCUGGACCCCUACUACAGGACCCUAAAAGGACUGAUGGUCCUGAUUGAAAAAGACUGGAUCUCAUUUGGACACAAGUUCACGCAGAGAUGCAACCACUUGGUUAGGGAUCCCAAAGAGGUGUCUCCAAUCAUCGAUCAGUUCCUGGAGUGUGUGUGGCAGCUGAUGGAGCAGUUUCCCUGUGCCUUUGAAUACAACGAGAAGCUCCUGAUCACUGUUCACAACCACAUCUACUCCUGCCAGUUUGGAAACUUCAUUGGCAACAACCAGCGGGAGAGGAGAGAGCUUAGAGUGCAUGAGAAGACUCACUCUUUGUGGAGCUAUCUUUGGACGAACCGUGCAGAGUUCAUCAGCCCCCUGUACAGACAGAAUCACAGCCAGUCUCAGGGACUCCUCCGGCCCUCUACUGCCCCCUACUGUUUUAAAUUUUGGAGAGGGCUAUACAACCGCUUUGACCAAGGGAUGCACCCCCGACAGUCCGUGGAGGAUUACCUGAGGGUCAUCCAAGAAGAGACGCAUCAGCUUGAGGAACAGCUGGAUUCCCACAAGCAGAAAAUAGCCCAGCUGGAGCAGGAGCAGGAGCAGGAUCAGGAGCAGGUGUGGAAUGAUGCCUGCACUGCAGCCACCUUUGAUAAGAGCCCAACAGUAUGGGCUCUUGGGAAGGACCUUGCGAUGGCCAACACUCCUCAAGACUACACCGGUGGCUUCAUCGCCAGCAGCCCCCGCACACCCAAAGCUCCAGACAGUCCGCUGAUCCUCGCGCCGCAGGAUUCAAACCAAAAGGCUGACCCAAACCUAUCCAACGGCAGUGACCAGGAGUCUGGGAUCGCAGACCUGAGCUGCCGCUCCCCUCUCAGUGAGGACAGCACCAGGGACCCGGACUCAGAUGAGGCAGCUUACUCCGCUGCCUGAGCAAAUGUAGCACGCCGACUUCGCAAUGCUGAAUUAAGACCACAUCAAAAAAAAUGUUUAAUCAGUUAUCAGAUGGUGGCUUAUCUACCUUGCAUUUUAGUUUACACGUUGUGGAGAACUCUAGUUUCUACAUACCCAAAGCUCUUGCCGAGUCCCUCGUCUACUUAUAUAGACCCUGUGGUUGUAGAAGGGACAUCGCUAAAUGUUUUAACCUAUUUAAUCCAAUGUUUCACUGAGAAUACUUAUGGUAAGCUUACAGAGACUAGAAGAAGCCAUAUAAAUCUGCAUGCAUGUUUAGUUUGCGAGCCUCCUUAAAGUUCAACUCCCACUUGAUUUGUUUCCCAAUUUGAAGCUGCCGAUAGCCAAAAUGUAACAGUAUGGGAAGUUUUAAAGUAAAGGGCUUUGAGCAAAAGAACUUUCAGACAAGAACAGACUCAAGAGUCCUGAUACGGUAUAAAAAGUGUACUUUUACUUAUAUAUUGCACAUUGUCACUAAUGUCAGAGCGUAUUAGAAAUUCAAGGAAUUUGAAGAGCGAUAGUGAUCCUUUUCUCCCUAAAUGUCUCGUAUAUUCUAUCUGGCAAACAACUCGUUUAUAGAUGUGUUUCAAAGAUAUAUCACUGGACCUGACUGAGUUAAUUGAUGAGUGAACUUUUCUGUCUUGUCCCUGUACACAAUGGACUGCUGAACCAGCAGGCUAGAGCAUGUCAUAGUAAAUAGUAAACUCAGUAUUGUUCCUUCUACAUACUUAAUUGAAUUGUCUUAAAUGUACAAUUAGUUUUAAACAUGCCGUUUUCUGCUGUUUGUUUUUCCAAUCUGUGCAUCACACAUUACUGUGGAAUUAUACACGCAUAUGAACAAAGAAGGGAUCGACUAAUGCGCAACAACAUAUUUUUGUACUGUGACCUAUUAUUUUUAUUCUCAGUUAUGUCUCCAUGUUAAAUGCUUUUUUUUUUAUUUUUGUGAAAGGGAUAAAACAAUCUGACUGGAAUGUUUCAUUUAUUUAUAUAAAAAAGCUUUGUAGACUGA